Molecule: messenger RNA, 4404 nt
Organism: Lepidothrix coronata (blue-crowned manakin)
Lineage: Eukaryota; Metazoa; Chordata; Aves; Passeriformes; Pipridae
Gene: KRAS
Product: KRAS proto-oncogene, GTPase
Exons: 6
Coding region: 263-832 (189 amino acids)
Biological process (GO): Ras protein signal transduction
Cellular component (GO): plasma membrane
Molecular function (GO): GDP binding; GTPase activity; GTP binding
Source: RefSeq, a predicted model, not a curated record
CGUCCCCCGCCAUUUCGCACCGGGACGGGAAGGGACGGGAAGGGGCGCGGAGCGGGAAGGGACAGCGGGAGAAGGGGCGCCGGGCGGGCACGGCGGGCUCCGGCAGCUCCCGCGGCACCGCCACACAGGGAGGGAGCUGCUUCCCGCUGUAAAUAGUGGGAGGAACGCGAGGCUGGAUGAGAACGCACCGGCAGCAUCCUCGUUAGUGGGAGCCCGGCUCUGCUUUAAUGUUGGUUUCUUUGUCGUCAGGUCUGCUAAAAAAAUGACAGAAUAUAAACUUGUUGUGGUUGGAGCUGGUGGUGUAGGGAAGAGCGCCCUGACAAUACAGCUAAUCCAGAACCACUUUGUGGAUGAGUACGACCCCACAAUAGAGGAUUCCUAUAGGAAGCAAGUAGUAAUUGAUGGAGAAACCUGUCUCUUGGAUAUUCUGGAUACAGCAGGUCAAGAAGAAUACAGUGCAAUGAGGGACCAAUAUAUGAGAACAGGGGAAGGCUUCCUAUGUGUGUUUGCUAUAAACAAUACAAAGUCUUUUGAAGAUAUUCACCAUUAUAGGGAACAAAUAAAGAGAGUUAAAGACUCUGAAGAUGUCCCCAUGGUGCUAGUAGGAAACAAAUGUGAUUUGCCUUCCAGAACAGUAGACACAAAACAAGCUCAGGAUUUAGCAAGAAGUUAUGGAAUUCCUUUCAUUGAAACAUCAGCAAAGACAAGACAGAGAGUGGAGGAUGCUUUUUAUACAUUGGUGCGAGAGAUCCGACAGUACAGAGUGAAAAAAAUCAGCAAAGAAGAAAAGACUCCAGGGUGCAUGAAAAUUAAAAAAUGCCUUGUAAUGUGACAGGGGUGUUGAUGAUGCCUUCUACACAUUAGUCCGAGAAAUCAGAAAACACAAAGAGAAGAUGAGCAAAGAUGGUAAAAAGAAGAAAAAGAAGACAAAGACAAAGUGUAUAAUUAUGUAAAUACAAUUUAUCCUUAAGAAGUACUGAAGUAAUUUUGUACAUUACACUAAAUUAUUAGCAUUUGUUUUAGCAUUACUUUACUUUCUGCUUCAUGAUCCUGUUAGCUUUACCUGAAUGCUUGUUUUAAAUGACAGUGGAAACUUCAUUCCUCUUAAAAGUGCCAGUAUUCUUUGACUGUUGGUUCUUGAACUAGCAAUGCCUGUGAAAAAAACAAACAAAAAACAGAAAACAAACAUUAAAAACCACACACAAAAACCUGAGAACUGUCUUAGGACUCUUUGGUGCAUGCACAGUUGCUAACUUCCUGUUUUUCUUACUGAUUGUGAACUUCUGUGUGCAAAGCAAACAAUGAAAUGAUGCUCUACACAUUCUGACAUCCCCUAUAAAUUUGUUGGGUUUAUAAAUCCAGUUGGGAAAAAGGACUAGUUAGCAAGAGACUCUCAUUUCAGCCUUUCCUUUACUUUAGACUGAUUAUUGCAAUAGAGAGAGACCAGAAGCCUUUAUAGUCUUCCUGUAGAUUUUGCUUCUAGGCAUCUAGUCUUGUAGCAUUUCAGAUCAACUUUAAUGAAUGUAAAGAUAAAAACUUUCAGAAAAAAAAAAGUUUCACUGCAAUUUGUCACGGUCACUCCUUAAAGACUCUAUUUUUUCUAUAAAAAAACAAAGAAAAAAGUAAAAAAAAGAUGACAAUGCACAUCUGGCAAUGGAAAAAGUAAAAGUUCUAAUUAGGUUGAUUUGCUCUUGUUAAUGCAUUGCUUUAAGACCUUCACUGACUUUUUGUGUCUGAAGAUCAAGGUGAAAUCCCCCCCAGCAUCAAACCUUUAAGUAGCUUUGUUCAGUAGGUGCAGGAUUUCACCCUUAGUGUCUCUAGGAAAUACUAAAAAGCCUUAACAGAUAAGUUGAUUCAGAUUCUUAGGUUAAUUCAUACAUGGACCUAGAAUUUACCGUAAGAAUUAAAUCAGAAUUAAUCCUAAAUUAUAUAGUGGAGUAAAACCAUUAUUUUCCCCCCCCCCAAGAGUGGCAUUAAAUAUUUCCAGAUGCCCAAGUUCUGUGCAAAAUAGGGGAGAAAUCUUAAAUUCUGGUAACAUCAAAUGAGUGAAUGAAUGAGUUGAAUUUAGCUGCUUCAUGCAAAUAAUUUGGGAAUCCACUAUUCCAUAGAAAUGGUGUGGAAUUUGCACAAACUGUCAGCAUGGUUUCCAGCGUCAGUGUUGUUUGUGUGAUGUCCGUGAAGUACUAGUUUUGUUGCACAGAUUUAAUGGUUGGUGAGUGGCAUUCCAGUGUCUAUCAUGAAGCUAGGCCAAGAUUUUAAUGUUGUCUUUCUCUGUGAUUAAGUUCUCUUGUGAUUUUGUUUUCCCUUCCCCCUCUUUUUUUUUGUUUUGUUUUGUUUUCUGAUUGGAAUUAAUGCAGGAUUUUUGCAGGAGCUUUCAGUUUUUGGUACUGCAGUAGCCUAGUUAUUCUGCACUGAAGCACGAGCCAGUAGUCCCAGUGUUGCCAGUUCCUGUUGUCUCACUGUAAAUGUGGAGUUUGUUCCAUUAGAGCUUUGGUCCCUGAAGGGUUCACUUCAUAGUAGCCAAACUCAGCUGCAGAGGAACAUUUGAAGAUGUGGCUCUGGUGUACCCAAUAAUAAGACACAAGACGUCGAAGUAGGAUAGUUCAGGACACUGGACUGGAAAGCUGGGAACAGGGAAGAGCAGCAUUGCCCUGAGGUACACCUAAACAAUUCCAUGGAAAUUUUACACAGGUAUGUAAAAAUUGCACUGUGUAACUUGGACCAUUUCUGUGAUGCCAAAGGUGCAGCUGCCUGAGAAAAGUAUUAUUUUGCUUCUACAAAAAAAAAUAAUCCCAGAUUGACUGUUGGAGGUGGAGAGCUGCAAAGCUGGCAGGGAACACAUCCUGUAUGUUCUUUAAUUUCCAUGUGGCUGAGGGAAAUCAUGCCUUUCCCUGUGCCCCCCAUUCCCCACCUUUCACCAAAACCCAAAACCCUCUUCCCUCCUUUCAGCUUCGAUGUGAAAUGUAGAUAAUGAAAUAUUCUGAAAAACAGCAACAGGAGAACCUAAUGUUAUAUUGUAAGGACCAAUAAGAACAGAUUCUUGAUGUCACAAAGUAUUUCAGAGCUUCCAGGGUUAAAAUGUGUUGGAGACAGUUAUUUGCACAUUUUAGGCACUCUUGACUAUACAUGGAGAACGUAGCAAAAGUUGACAGUAUGCCUUGAGCAAAUGGAAGUAAUCUUAAGGUUGCUUUAAUUUUGGUAACUGAGUCACACUGCAUGUAAAAUUAGGGCUGGUCUAAAAUUCUGACGUUCAUUUAACUAAAUACUGUUAGGAAAUUGUAGCUGAAAUGUCUUAUUCAUCAAAUGUGGAUUUAUAUAGCUGUACUAUAAGGCUAUAUGUAGGCUAGUGUUGAGGUUUUGUUCAGCAAAUGUGAUCUGUAGCUGCCAGUCUGAUUAAAUUAGUACAAAAUCCAUUUAGAUUAGCCCUUAUUUACUAAAAAAAAAAAACAACAACCAACCCCAAACCACAUCCUUGCUGCCGUUGUGCAGUUUUGUCUUAGUAUUUGUUGCAAUUUGGUGAAGCAGGUUGGACUGCAGCUUGCACAAGUUGAUCCCUUCCUUAUUGUCUUAUUACCUGAGAUGCUAUCCCAGAACAUCCCUGGGUGCUUGUCUGUCCUGAGAGCAACUACUGAAUGACCCUGUGAGUCACUGACCACGUUAGCACGUGGAACUGCCAUGUGUCAGGGAGUAACACCUUCUUACGGUAGCUUUAUGUAACCCUGCUAAACACCUGUAUCAUUGGUUGGCUCCAAACUCAAUUAUUCUGACCAGUUUCAUUGCCCUAAACUUUUUUGCUAACUGAGAAGUGUGGACUUGGUCACAGUAACAGGAUCUCUGAAAUGGGUAAAUACUGACACACACAAUCUUCUGCUCUUGUCUAUACUAUGAAGCAAUACAAUUAUUACCUUCAAAGACCAUCAAACUGUAAAACAAAUCAUUUUGUCUCAAGUUUACAUAAAGCUACAUAGAUGGUAAAUCUUUCCUAACAUUUCUUUAUUCCACUGUCUUGUUGUUUUCAUGUUGAAAAUACUUCUGCUUUUUCCUCUUGAGUGCCAACUUCUUACUAGAAUGACUUCUUAAUGUAAUAUGUUUACCUGGAAUGUAUUUUAACUAUUUUUGUAUAGUGUAAACUGAAACAUGCACAUUUUGUACAUUGUGCUUUAUUUGAUGUGGAACAUAUGCAGUGUGAUCCAGUUUUUCCAUAAUUUGGUUGUGUGACCUCGGAAUGUUGGUCAUGCCAGACAUUAAGUUAAAAAAAAGGAAAAAAAAAAAAGACCACUGUUUGUUUUAAAAUUUUUAAUGUUUUUAGGAGUAUGUGCUGUGAGGUGAUCUGGAAUUUGUCAUUUUUUUGUCAAACUGUACUGCUCCUAUUUAUUGUAAUGUAAUAAAAAAUAGUUAUUGUGA